AAGACUUCUGCCCGGAAAACAACGCGAAAACUACCUCCUGCAAGUACACCGGUGGUGAAUUUUACAAGAAAAGAAACAUGUCAUGUUGGUAAUAAUGACGAUUCAGAUAUGGAGCAAACAAAGAGAAGCAUCCAGUUACUCGAACAGCUUGUUGCCACAUUUCCUAAUCGAGAGAAAAAAAUCGUUACUCAUCGAGAUUGUCAUCAUCUUCCUAUAGAUUUUAUUGAAAGUACGUACGAAAAGUAUAAGCUUGAACUCCGAGAAUUGUUUGAUAAAUAUAUGAAGUAUGGGCGACAUUUGUCAAAAAUUGUAGAUAUUUUGGAAUGGUAUCAGAUAUCAAACAUAUUCACUGAUGAGCAGAAAUAUCGCAUGAGUCUUUAUUUAGAAGAAAAAUUACUGACAGAACAAGAAAAGGGGAUGCAUACAGAAUUUUUGGAUUCUGUUCUGAUACAUGAAUGGGGUUUAAAGAUUUUUAUUACCCUGUAUGAAUUCCCUACUCGCGAAGAGGCACUCCAGCACGUAAAUCUUCAGGAAGAAAUGGAAAUAUAUCAAAGUGAUUAAUCCAGUUGAUUGAGAGUACUCCUAUUCAUUCAACAAUUCAUUGUAAAUGGAAUUCACCAGACCCUAAACGACCCUAUACAUUUGUGUUCAAUUGUCUUAAUUUCACUCUUGUUUGAUUUUCAGAAUUCCGUAAGAUUUGCAACACAAUUUGUCAAUAGUAACCAGACGGUAAAACGAUUCAGCAACAUCGGUUCGCGAUGUGUGUUUUCAAAUGCAUUUAGAUUUUAUUAAAACCACGAUCUUGCACAGAGAGUAGUUAGCUGUGCCAAUCGAAUGCUUUUCUGAUGGCUGUUAUGGAAACAAAUAUGAGCAAAUGAUUGAAAACAAUAUGUGCAAAUGAUUACCAAAAUCAAAUAACGAAAGUUGACUUUCAAUAUAAUUUCUACUUGUUUUUCAAAUGAAA
Molecule: messenger RNA, 964 nt
Organism: Wyeomyia smithii (pitcher-plant mosquito)
Lineage: Eukaryota; Metazoa; Arthropoda; Insecta; Diptera; Culicidae
Exons: 3
Coding region: 109-561 (150 amino acids)
Source: RefSeq, a predicted model, not a curated record